Molecule: messenger RNA, 6026 nt
Organism: Anopheles merus
Lineage: Eukaryota; Metazoa; Arthropoda; Insecta; Diptera; Culicidae
Product: zinc finger protein rotund
Exons: 5
Coding region: 1257-4262 (1001 amino acids)
Biological process (GO): regulation of transcription by RNA polymerase II
Molecular function (GO): DNA-binding transcription factor activity, RNA polymerase II-specific; RNA polymerase II cis-regulatory region sequence-specific DNA binding
Source: RefSeq, a predicted model, not a curated record
CGUCGUUGUCGUACUGGUCGUGGCCGAUGCUGCUGUUGCUGUUUCUGCCACUAUUGCUGCCAGCUUCCGCCGAUAUGGACAGCAUCGCGGUGACGCUACGCGCUCCGUGGCCGUUUGGCAAUUGUGUCAGAGCUCGGGCAAGGAUGUGUGCGAUCGGGCGUACCCGGUGAUCGACAAACUACGCGCGCGUGGUCCAUCAUUUCCAUCAUUCGCCAGUCGGUGCCUUAAGCUGUGGCUGAACAGAGACGCGUAACCUGAACCCGGCAACUUAACGUUCCUAUCCGCUCCUAAGCGAACCGUGUGAUACUGCGAAGGUGAAGUGACUGGCCCAUGCAAACACACACACACACACACACACACAAACGCGGCCACUGAUCCGCAGCAAGCGAAACCAACAGUUCCUAAGUGUUACCCAACGAGCCUUUAUAGUUUAUCAACCAACGCUACCCGGGCGCUGUUGUGACGGAAAUAGUUUAGCACACAUCUUCUGUACUGUGCUCAGUUAAUGCGGCAGCUAAUCUGGGGCAGAAACCUUCAUUCAACAUGCGGAAAUAGAAAUUGUGUCAUACGCUGUGCCCUCCAGGUCACUAAUACCCUUACCGCAAAUGAAACGCACUGGGAUAACCGAACUGCCGGAAGCCAAACUAACUUCCUGCAGAAGCAGGUCGGUAAAGUUUUGCCAAAACUUUCAACGAGGAAAACUUCCUCGUCCCUGUGCGAAAACGUGAGAGAACGGAGGGAAAAUAGCCGAAAGGAUUACGCGAGCCCGACAUUAUUCUAAUAGUUUUGCUCUUCGCGCGAGCAAAUCGUAAGAAGUGACCGGAAAAAAAAGCGAAAGUCCUUAUCCUCCCCAUUUCUGUGGUCACUUUGAAGUGUGGUGAAUGGUGGUGUGUUUAUACAGUGGGGGCAAGGAGAGGCAUCUUAAAGUGCAAACACAAUCGUAGGCUGUUUGGUGAGUUAGUUCCUUGGUGAGCCAGUGGUGAGUUGGUGAGUGUGAGAAGUGAGCGAGUGUUAUUAAGUAUUUUCACCAGGCGUGUGGAGUAGUGAGUAGAAGUGAAUUUGAGGGAGAAUAAUAGAAAGAGAGAGAGAGAGAAAGAGAGAGAGAGAGAGAGAGAGCAAGAAAGAGAGAGAGAAAGCGUGAGACUGUAUUUAUAGCUCAGCAAUAAAUUGUGUGGGAUCGACCCUAUUCGAUCUCUAACGUGAAUAAAUAAUUGUUCCUACAAGUGAGUUCAAGGCUCGCGCUAUAUUCUACACCGAUGAUGUCGUCUAAGCUGCGCAUUAAAGACGAUCUUUACAAUCGUCUAUCUCCCGUUCAAACCGAUGAGAUGCUGUACAAAGAAACCACCAAAACCAGAAGUAGCUAUGGCUACGAUCAUCAAGAUUCUUGCGAGCGUCCACUGCGCUACGCAGAAGAUUGUCCCUCACAAACCAAUUUUCGCACGAAACAUUUAACCAACACCUCCUCUGCGGCCCACCUCCAUCACGACGCUGACGACGAUGGUGGUGACGAGGACGACGACACCACGGACACGGAAAUGCCACCCAAGUCGGCGUUCAUACUGCGGGCCCAAUUCUACCAGAACUUGUUUGCCGCCUCGGCCAAUCUGCUCAAGAAGCAGCGGCCAACCAAGCGGCAUCGUGUACCGGCGCCGGCCUCGGACGGUUUUGAAGCCGACGCGUCCGGCGACGAAACCGGACUCGACGAGAAGGCGGAAGAUUUGUCCAGUCCACUCGAGACGGCACUCGCCGGCGUGGGCCAGCUUCAGAAGUGUUUGUUCCCGAGCGCGCCCGCACCGCAUGGCCGGCCGGAAAGUAGCGGUGGCAACGGUGCCGUUCCGGAAGUGGGGUGUGAUGUUGACGCGCGCGAUGAAAUGCUGGAGAAACCGUCGAACGCGUUCCCGUGGCUUUCGGAGGCAACGAACAACAACGACUACACGAAGGGCAACAACAACCACCACGGUACGCCGCCCCAUCUGCAUCAUCCGCACCAUCCGCACCACCAUCAUCACCACCAUCACCAUCCGCACCAUUCCCAUCAUCUGACCCACUCGGCGGCGGCGGCGGCGGCAGCAGCAGCGGCAGCAGCAUCCUCUGGCACGCAGUCCAACGUAGGGCCGGCGUCUUCGAGCACCGGCAACUGUCGGCACCCGGAAGACACCAAGUGCCGGGCGUUGAGCUGUGGUGGCGGUGGCCCACCGCAAUCACCGUCCGCCGGUUCGAGCCUAGCGGCCAACGAGGGAGCCACUCCCGAUUCCAGCAGCACGACGGCGACCGCCACGGCUAUCCCGAACUUUAACCAGAUGCCCGUGCCGGGAGGGGUGCAGGGCCAGAACCCGACCCAGGGCCUGGUGCACUGGAUGAGCGCGGUGAUGGCCGAGCACAUGACGUCCAACCCGCACCACGAUCCGGCCGCCGUCGGCAUGCACUACAUGUGGAAUGGACCGGUGGAGCAAUGUGGUCAGCACACGAAGGACAUGGACACGUACGGUGGUUGGCCGGCACCGCGAAACCCAAUGUCCAUGAAGCAAGGAUACGAGGCGAAAAUGAAUCCGGUCGAUCAUCACCACCAUCACCACCAUCACCAUCACAACAACCUGCAGAAGGGUCACAUGAUCGACGAUGGCCGCCUGCUGGACCACCACACGAUGCAAACGGGCGCGGCCCAGAUGAGCCAGCUGUACGGGGCCCGCGGUUCCUCCAGCAGCAGCUCGCCGGGCGGGGGCCUCGGCCAUGCCGGUGGUGGACCGACCAAUCCUGCCGCCGCACUGCUCGUCGUCCCGCAGCCCAUCAACGCUACCAAGAUCGGUGCAACCGGGCUGCCGAACGGAACGGGCCGAAAGUAUCAGUGCAAAAUGUGUCCGCAGAUCUUCACCUCCAAGGCGGACCUGCAGCUGCACACGCAGAUUCACAUGCGCGAAGCGAAACCCUACAAAUGCUCCCAGUGCAAUAAGGCGUUCGCCAACUCGAGCUAUCUGUCCCAGCACACGCGCAUCCAUCUCGGGAUCAAGCCGUACCGGUGCGAGAUCUGCCAGCGCAAGUUCACCCAGCUAUCCCAUCUGCAGCAGCACAUCCGGACGCACACCGGCGACAAACCGUACAAGUGUCGGCACUCGGGCUGCCUCAAAGCGUUCUCGCAGCUGUCCAACCUGCAGUCGCACUCGCGCUGCCACCAAACGGACAAACCGUACAAGUGCAACUCCUGCUACAAGUGUUUCGCGGACGAGCCGGCCCUGCUGGAGCACAUCCCGAAGCACAAGGAGUCGAAGCACCUGAAGACGCACAUCUGCCAGUACUGUGGCAAGUCGUACACGCAGGAAACCUACCUGUCCAAGCACAUGCAGAAGCACGCGGAGCGGACGGACAAGCGGCCCCCGAUUGGGACGCGCAGCAGCAGCAGCACGGUCAAUCUGAGCGCGUCCACGCCGGGUAGCAGCAGCAGCUCGGGCAGUGCAUCGAACGGGGCCACGUCCAAUGGUGGCGCGGCCACCAGCAUGGCGGGGGAGAGCGCCUUCUGGCCGAAGGUGAGCCCCGAUUCGGCGGCAGCCACCAUCAACGACGUCAUCAACCAGCAGAACAAUCACCACGAGUUCAGCCUCACCCCGAACGGUAGUGCAACGAACGGGAGCAACGGGAGCACCGGCAAUGGGCCACAGUCGAACGGGACGGAUCACCCGGGAGGAGGGGGACCACCACAGCAACAACAGCAACAACAACAACAGCAGCAGCACCAGCAUCAGCGAGACGAGGCCGUCGACGAGAUGGUAGGACCGGCGGCCACCCGAGGGCCACCGGACAGUGUCGUUGGUAACGGUGGGAAUGCAGGCUCCGGUGCCGCCAAUCAAGCGUCCGCACAGCAGCAGCAGCAGCAGCAACCUCCACCCCAACAGCAACACAACGGUACCAUGAACGGUGGUAACCUCGCGAUCCCGCCCGUCUCGACGCCGAUGAACUACGACACCGGCAGCAUAGCGAAGGCGACAAGCAACUCGGCCUUCACGCCGAUCAACGCGAUGCCGCCGCACCUGAACGGCCUGCAGCACCAUCAUCAGCUGGCGACGCAGCGGCCCUCCUACCUGUACGAUGCGAUCAGCUUCCAGAACCAGAAGGCCGCCAUGUCCCAGAGCCCCUCGAACGCGUUCCCGAACCAGCUGAUCUCGCUGCACCAGAUACGCAACUACGCGCAUCAGCCGGCGGGUGGGCUGAUGGCCGGCGAGCAUCUGCUCGGCGUUACGGUCGGUCCGGGCGGCAAGGAUAAGGGUUAAGAGCGGUUCCGCACCGGAACGGAUGUCGAAUGGAUCAGGAAGAAGGACCCCUGGCCCACAAGAAGUUACUUUUUAAAUCUGUACAUAAACGAUCACCUGGCGAUCGCCGCCUUGACCAUUCCGGGACGAGCAAACCAGAGGCUAAGCGCAGAACUAUGGUUGUGUGAUCGAGCCGUUGCCAUCCUAGACUUCUCGGGCAUUCGCAAUGGACAUAUCGGUUGGACAUACCGGCGGCUCCGAAAGCAAGCAAGCUAGGGUUCCGUCUAUCUCCCCUUUGUUAGUGCAUUUAUUUAAACGACAUCGCUGGUCUCAUUUCGUCCCGAGAUGCUGAUCCGGACUCCCUUCUGAGAACGCUGUGUAGUAAAUGUUGAAGCCAUGUACAGCCAUGCUCCCCCUUCCUCCACCUCCCCCUAAACGUGGCGAUAGUUACGCCACGAUUGCAAAAUAAUUACAGGACCGUCCACAGAUUGCUUCGUACGCUUGCAAACGUCCAGCUGAUCACGUUUCCGUUCCUUCUUUCGCCUGUAACACAAAGCGUCACGAUGUCGUCUAGCAACGAUGUCCGAAUGAUGUUUAGUUUUCCUACAUAAAACUGUGAUAAACCAGCAAGGUGGACAGGAAGGAUUGGUCCAGUCUCGCUUGAGUUUCCUUUUUUUCCCCUGUGUUUUCUUCCCUUCCUUCCCCCUAAUGCCAUCUUUACUGUCCUUUACUCGAAUUUCCCCGAUCGUCGGCAAGUUUAAUCAACCAUCCUGUAACGGAGGUCGUUGCAAUGCUACACAUUGCAGUUGCUGCAAUUUAUUAGUAGAAGGUGUAAAAAUGGGUAGCUAUUUUCCGUUCAAAUUGAAGGAAAGAUUAGCCUGCGGCACCGCAGUGAAUCUUUUAGUAUACUAAGCUUUGAAGCAAACAAAAGGUUCCUCAUAUGGUACUGAAUAUGAGAGUAUGUGUAAAGUUUAAUGUGAGCACUGCGUGCGAUUUAGGCUACAAUCAUCAAGGAAAUAUUGAACCCCUUUUGCCCACAACAUCUAACUUCGUUCGUACGAAAAUUUAUUGAAAAUUAAAACACAAAAAUCACACACACACACACACACUCACUCACACACACACACACACUCACUCACACACACACACACAUACCCAAACACAUCCCAGGAUACACAGUGGAAAAGGAUCCAUUCCAUUGAUGUAAGGGAAGUAAAACAAUUGAACAGGUGAACAGGACAGAAGCAGCAGUAGCAGAAAAGAGGUAGAAUAUGCCACCGAGCGAAAGCAACGAAAUGAUGAGCAGACACUACUAAGUAUAAGUAAGGAAAGGAUAUAAGUAAAAUUAAAUCUAACAUACAAAACAAGAGCAACCAAUCGUUGUGCGUGGGUAUGUGUGUCGAUGGUGCAAAGCAUAGGCAAACCGUGCUGCUAAGUAAAAUAUAUUAGAAACUGUAACUGUUAAGUAACGGAAUUUUCUGAUGCAUACACAUACAAGCAACACCACCACCAGGACCACCACUACCACCAUAGGGAAAGACGGUCUUUGCCGAUUCGGCGCUGCUCGAUGGUUAGUUGCUCUUGCGUUCGUGUAACGCAUCAUUAAAUGAAGCGUUGCGUUACGAUAGGGAACGCACAAGAGUAAUAUUGAUGGAAGAGUAAUAAUAUUUUAUAAUUUUUGAAUCAUUGUAUCUGUACAUCUCCCACGACGACACAAGAACAAACUAUACACAGACAUACCAACACACACAUAGACAGAUUCACAAACAAAAAAGCUCUAAACUA